Molecule: messenger RNA, 414 nt
Organism: Protopolystoma xenopodis
Lineage: Eukaryota; Metazoa; Platyhelminthes; Monogenea; Polystomatidea; Polystomatidae
Source: the annotation of a GenBank genome assembly
AUGGCGAUACUCACUGACGAUGCCGAUUACCGGUCGGCGAAACGUCUGGGAAUGUACCACGUCCACGGUCCUACUCUGGAAAUGAUGAUGCAUACAAUGGACUCUGGACUAGGUACGUUCCUCUAUUGUCCUGGAUCAAAGCGUCUUCUUUUUGGUGUAUUCAUUGAAUCUCCAAGUCUGCUCAAGCAGUACACGAAAUUAUCGCGGACUUCCCUCUUCCAGUCUCCUGUUCAUCAGGUUUCUUUGGAAGAGGAUGUCUACAGCCUCCCUGAUCUUCCUUUUCCUGGUGUUUUCCCCAUAUAUGGCCAGUCUUUCCGUUGCAUUCCAGGCAAUUGUAUGGGCGGUAACGGCUGUGUGUUCAGCUAUCUCAGAUCUGUUGAGCUUACUUCCAUUUCAAGCGAAAGUGUUAGGUGA